UCGAGUACCCCCAGCAAAGCCCGAUUCUUUCUCUUUCCGCGUGUUAUUUCAAGAUGAAGGUUCGAGGACAGUUAAGGGAAUUUGAAGUGAUCGGGCGUAAAAUGCCCUCAUUAAAGGUGUCUGUCCCACCCUUGUACAAGAUGCGCAUCUUUGCACCUGACGAGGUUGUAGCCAGGUCCAAAUUCUGGUACUUUAUUUCUCAACUGAAGAGAAUGAAAAAAUCCCAGGGGGAGAUUGUCUCAUGCAAGGAGAUCUUUGAGAAGAAACCCUUGAAGAUCAAGAAUUUCGGUGUUUGGUUGAGAUACGAUUCAAGAAGUGGAACCCACAACAUGUACAGGGAGUACAGAGACUUGACUGUCACCUCWGCUGUAACAGCUUGUUAUCGUGACAUGGCUGCCAGACAUCGUGCCCGAGGUUCCUCAAUUCAGAUUAUGAAGGUUGAGAUAAUCCCAUCAAGCAAGUGUCGCAGACCUCAUGUCAAGCAGAUGCAUGACAACAAAAUGAAGUUCCCWCUUCCUCACCGUGUCAUGAAGUCRCAGUACAAGUCGAAAUUUGUGGCCAAGAGGCCCAACACUUUCUACUAAAACUGUAAUGACACCAGAAAAAUAAAAAGAAUUUCCCUUAGAACUACAA
Exaiptasia diaphana is the source of this 633-nucleotide messenger RNA. Its product is annotated as 60S ribosomal protein L18a. Gene Ontology annotation, molecular function: structural constituent of ribosome. Lineage: Eukaryota; Metazoa; Cnidaria; Anthozoa; Actiniaria; Aiptasiidae. Bases 54 to 584 code for a protein of 176 amino acids. The record is from RefSeq and is a predicted model, not a curated record. Gene Ontology annotation, biological process: translation. Gene Ontology annotation, cellular component: cytosolic large ribosomal subunit; ribosome. The transcript has 4 exons.